This is a messenger RNA of Cylicostephanus goldi, 374 nucleotides long. NCBI's taxonomy places the organism in Eukaryota, Metazoa, Nematoda, Chromadorea, Rhabditida, Strongylidae. The record is from the annotation of a GenBank genome assembly.
AUGAGUUUUAGGUGGGUAACAUUGCGGAGUUGGUGCCAGAAGCGCCAUCUAGUACUGCCUUGCUGGUGCGGACAGCUGGGUCUGCCUCUCACAGUCGGGCGGGUGCAAGAUUGUGCCAAGGAAGAUAGUGCUGGAGAAGUAUACGAGCAUAUAAAGGAUUACGAAAAAGCCUUGGAAUGCUAUAAAAAUGGAAAAGAUUUUAGCAAAGCGAUACAGCUAGCAAGAUUCUGCUCUCCUGAACAAGUAGUCUUACUUGGAGAGAACUAUGGCGACUAUUUGGUGAAAAUAGGACAACAUGAAGCCGCUAUAAAUCACUUUCUAGGUGAAUUGUUAUUUUACCCUCUGCAAAAUAUGUGCCUAAUGAGGGACUGAUU